GAAACAAAGGCACUGAAGGCAGCGCAGGGCAUGAGAUGGACGUACUCCCUCUCGCACAUGCCUCAAGGUGACGGCCAAGAGGUCAAACAAGGGCGCAACCAGGGCAACACACCAUCGCCCUACCACCUCCCUCCAAACGUUGCAAUUGUCUCGCUACAGGAGCUAGCACCCAAUGAGGUGACAGUCCGAUUUGCACAUCUGUACGAGGCCAAAGAGCAUCCCCAGCUGUCCAGCCUAGCCUCUGUUCAUCUCCCUUUGCUCUUCGCCUCACGAAAG
Molecule: messenger RNA, 276 nt
Organism: Closterium sp. Naga37s-1
Lineage: Eukaryota; Viridiplantae; Streptophyta; Zygnematophyceae; Desmidiales; Closteriaceae
Source: the annotation of a GenBank genome assembly